Molecule: messenger RNA, 720 nt
Organism: Clonostachys rhizophaga
Lineage: Eukaryota; Fungi; Ascomycota; Sordariomycetes; Hypocreales; Bionectriaceae
Source: the annotation of a GenBank genome assembly
AUGGCAACAACAACCACACGAAGUGUUUCCUUCCUUACUCCUCAGGACUCUCUCCGAAAGGCAGCACUCAAGAAGAACAUGUCUAUCACUCAGACCUACUACCUCGCCCACAAGGCCCGGGCCAAGCUCUCUCGCGAGGCUGCCCAACCCGACCACGACCUCCGCCUGCUCGUCGGACAUGCCAAUCUCCUUGACACCUUGAUGAUGGAGCUUGCCGAUGCCGAGCGUGAGCAGGAGCGGUGGUUCAACCAGUCCGUUGCUUCCAGCAACUCCCAGAAGCAGCAGAUCCACAUUUCCGAGAGCAUCCCCGAGGAGGAGUACGACUCCGACUCGUCUGACGACGACUACGACGAGGAUGAGGACAUUGUCAUGACCAACACUCCCAGCCUCCGACCUGUCGCCAGCAAGCCUGCGCCCACUACCGCCAUCAAGUACGUUCCCCACGCCGACGAGGAGGAGAUGACCGAGGACAACCUCGAGGAGGACUACGCCCAGCUCGAGCUCGUCCGCACACACUCGCACUCCAGCCCUCCCCCAGAGCUGGUCGACGAAUCCGAUUCCUCAGACGACGAGUCGAUGCCGCCAUCACCGCCCCAACCUCACAUGCCCAUGCGCGAAGUCAAGGGCGAGAGUGCCACAGAAUCAGAAUCCGGAUCAUUAUUCCAAGGAGGCCUGUACCUGUCACAACAGUCGGACUCGACUGCCAUUUCAGUGUACUAA